Molecule: messenger RNA, 1946 nt
Organism: Zophobas morio
Lineage: Eukaryota; Metazoa; Arthropoda; Insecta; Coleoptera; Tenebrionidae
Exons: 3
Coding region: 224-1861 (545 amino acids)
Molecular function (GO): protein binding
Source: RefSeq, a predicted model, not a curated record
UAGAUUUCUGUAAUGGUGAAUCAGACGCACACAUAAUUUUGCACGUAACAGUGACGUCAAUCAAACAUUGAUUAAAAAGUAAACUGUCCUUGUUAGAUGAGAGUAUGAACCGCUGUUUUUACGACGUCGUAAGUGGCGUCGGUAUGGAAAAGUCAUGAAACAAGUGAUACAUAGUGUUGUAACGAAAAUAAUUGUGUGUGCAUUCAAAUUUUAAGCAACAAUCAUGGGUAAUUUGACUUCAGUUAGUAAUUUGCAGCGUCUAAUUAGCGCAACACGUCCAUCACCCGCACAUCCUGAACUAAGCAUUUUAACUACGGGACAGAUCCCUGAAUCAACAAAGUUAUCUGGUUUAAUAUUCGCAGCAAACACCAAUCAUGUCUGGUUACUGAGCUUCUUGUUAAAGACAGGAGCGUCUAUAAAUACAAGAGACCGCGAAGAAAACACUCUGCUUCACAUAGCAGUUUUAAAUAACAGCCAAAACGUUUUCAAGUUUUUAAUAAAAAGAAAUGAUGUCGAAUUAGAUGCCGUUAACUGUAUGCAAAUUAGUGCCUUGACUGUAGCUGUAUUAUCUGAUAAAAUUUAUUAUGUUGAGAAACUUAUAAAAAAAGGCGCCAAUGUUAACUUGAGAGAUGGAGCGGGGUGCAUACCUUUACACCACGCAAGUCAGUUUAGUUCUUUAGCAGUCUGUCAGAUCUUGAUAGAAGCAGGAAGUGACAUUAAUGCUCAGAGUUUGGCUGGAAAAACACCAUUUUAUGUAGCGUGUCAGCGUGGAAAUGCAGACAUUAUUCACAUGCUGUUGUAUUAUGGGGCCGAUACAUCUACUGGAUGCCACGAUGGAACACUUCCUCUAAUGGUAGACAAAUUUAGGUCACUAGAUCUACAACUGAAACUGAUUUUAUACCAUUGCACUUUUGAUGAGAUAGGUUGCACAAUUGAACUAAAAACUUUGACUAAAGCGAUCACCAUGAAGUGGCCUUUGUUUGAACAGAUUUUAACCAAGGUAUCCACCGUCGUAUAUGACACAGAUCAAUUACACAACCUUAAUAAUGUACUACCAGACGUUAAACCUGAAAAUCUAAUAUUAUUGUGGAAUAAAUUUGACUAUAUCCUUAGAGAUAUGGUUCUCAGUUGUUGCACUUUAACUAAUUAUUUGACUGCAGUAGAAAAGAUGAGAUGUGUUGGACCAGAUUUCCUUUCAUUUUUAGAGUUUCUCUUUGAAAACGAGUUUGUUCAAGAAGUCGUUCAAAACUGUUGCACAUCCGUAUCUCCAAUUUCUAGUCUGGCAAAAAUAUUUCACAAAAACAAAUUACCGCUGAAAACUCUAACAGAAUUAGUUUGUUGUUUAUUAAGUUAUGGUGCAAACGUUACUCCGUCAGAUUUAAACGCUGUUUAUGUUUUUUACGGUCGCUGUGAAUUAUUUGAUAUCAUGUUGCACAUGGACAUUCAAACACCAAAAGAAUUUAUACCAUGUUGUGCUAUUUAUGACCAUGAAGUAAUCCAACAGUCCAUUAUGCCGUAUUUCAUAUACGACGUUAAUCUAAAUAUUGACAAAUUUUUGCAAAACCCCCAAUCGUACCUUUUGAUGGAUUUAGAUGUACUGUUAGAUUUUUUUGCGCUUCCGAGAUUACAAGACUUUUUUCUUGCGGAUGGAACUGCGUCAGAUAAGGUUAUGAAAAAAAUGGAAAUAUUACCGUCCGUGCCUUCGUUAGUUGAAUUGUCUAGAAAUGUAGCACGAGAACAUAUUAUUAACACUUUCGGUAUUAAAACGUCUAGUCAGUUUUAUACAGCGAUCAAGAAACUUCCUGUGAACAACAUCUACAAAAGGAUUAUCUCUUUUGAACAAAGGCUUUACUGUACUUAGUAUGAUCUGUUUAACAAAUAUGUGAUUAUUUUUAUAUGUAUUUUUACAUGUUAAUAAAUAAAGAUUUUUUAAAGAUUACUAAAAA